This is a messenger RNA of Aedes aegypti (yellow fever mosquito), 2122 nucleotides long. Its product is annotated as DC-STAMP domain-containing protein 2. Bases 1 to 1962 code for a protein of 653 amino acids. The transcript is spliced from 3 exons. Gene Ontology annotation, cellular component: membrane. NCBI's taxonomy places the organism in Eukaryota, Metazoa, Arthropoda, Insecta, Diptera, Culicidae. The record is from RefSeq and is a predicted model, not a curated record.
AUGUCACACAGGAAUUCUUCCCAAACUACUCGCCGAUCUAAACUACGUCGCAAAACCCGCAAAUUUGCAAUCGGCCUAGCCCUAGGCCUGUUCAAAACGGCAACCCUCUACAUACUGUUGCGGCACCAGUUGGGCAUCAGUCGGAAGACCACGUGCAUUGCGGCCGCCAUUUUGGGCACUCUUUUCACCAUCCAGUCCUGCUGGAGUUCCAGCUUUCAGUGCGUAACUCUUCUGAUGGUGCCGCAAAUAUUGAGCAAACGUGGACGCGCCACAACUAUUGCCUAUGUCUUUGUGCUGGCCAUGAAUGGCCCCGCUAGGAAUACGAUAGCCAACGUGGACCGUCUUGGCAGGGCACUCAGCUGUAGUCAGGAUCGCUUGAAGUCAGCUAUGCACGACGCGUUGCAAGCCGUUAAGGUUCCCUUCUUGGCCAUGAAGAAAGCUAUCGGGGUGAUCCUCAGCGAAGUGGAGAAGGCGUUUAUGAAGAUUCAACGGAUUCUGAUACAGAUUAUGAGGCUCGUCAAACGCAUUUUGAGCUCCAUCAAAAGAGGUUUCAAUUGGCUUGGGAACAUAGCUGCGGUUUGCAACCAGAAGAAUGGAACACCGUUUGAUCAAUGUAUUCGAUCGCUUGAAUCGGCAGUGGAAGAUUGUAAGCAAAAACUUGGAGUCGUGGAUUUUAUGUGUGAAGUAACCCACGUGGCAAAGGUUGUCUGCUACAGCGUUAAGGUCGUCGACUACAUGUGUGAACUGAUUGAUUUCGUCAGCGAUCAGAUUGUAGAAACCAUUGAGAAGAAACUGCAAGAGUUCAUCCAUAAUAUCCAGGUGAUGUUCAGGGUGAAGGUCGACUUCGACCAUUCGUUCGAGUUCCAAACGAAUUUUUCGAGGAAUUACACGGAUAUUGUCAGCGCUAUCACUCAGGAGAUCAAUCACCGAAGUCGGUAUCUGUUCACACUGUUCAAUGUUUUUACGAUUGUUUCCAGUUUCUGUUUCAUUUGUGUUGUUAUUAGAUCAGUAAGAUACAAAAUGAAGUACCUAACCAAGGAUAGCUUCGACAACUUCUACAUCAGUCGGGACUUCAUUGCUAUCGAUGAACAUCGACGAUCGAUGAAUCGGGACACCGUACUUCCGCUGACACGUAAGGAGCGUAAUCGCUACAUACAUCUAACGUCGAUGUCCUUGAUUCGCAAGGAGAAGCUGCGCAUUGCGCGUAGUGCAGUCUUCCUGUUCAUUUCCUCGAUCCAUAUCCUGGGGCUGAUGGCGGCCGACUACUGUCUGUACUGGCUUCUGGCACUGAUUCGGCAUGUCUUUCUGAGGCAAGCGGACAUCGAACGACCUCCAAUGGUCACGUUGGAAGUUAGUGGUUCCGGCAUUAUCGCUGAUAUGUACCGAGGGAUCGUUGGAGCUUUCGAACCAAUGGUAAAACAUGCGGACAUUCUAGAUCCGGCACGGUGCGCACCGGAUCCAAAGACUCCCGACUUCAUUCGGUACUUGCAGAUCAGCUUGCUCUUGUUGUUUUGUUGGAUGUGUAUUGUGCUGGAACCAUAUGGUCUCCGUAUCCGUCAGAUAAUCAUGAGGGCCUAUUACCCCGAUAGGGCAAAGGAACGAGCCACCUGGUUGUACAAUGAUGUUCUGCUGAAAAGGGAGUCCUUCGUUAAGAUCCUACGGCGACAAUUGGGAUUAGGCUCCGGUGAUUCCAAGCCAAGAAAGUUGAUGGAUAUCUUCAGAGCAAAGACUAAUCUGUUCUGGAUUUGCCGCAAGAUAUUGGGAUCAAAUGGUGGUGGAAAGAAGUGUAUCUUCUGUAGCGAACGGAUAGCGGAGAACGAGGCGGUGAGUUGUCUACGACCUGGUUGCGUAGGAGUGUACUGCUACGAGUGUUUUGUGGAAAUUCAAAACCUUUGUACGAUUUGUUCCGAACCGAUGGAUUCCAGUGAUCAAAGUGACAUAUCAAUAGAAAGGUUUGAGUGAUUUUUUUUUCAACAUGAAUCUAUAUCUCUGUAUUAUUUUCUUUUAUUCUAGAGAUUCUUCUGAAGAAGAGAGUUACUUAUAAAGCGAAUCUCAAUGAAGCAUGCCUUACUCAAUGCAAAAUGACAUCGCGUAAUUCUAUUCUCAAACUGAUAAAGAACUG